AACGGAGCAUUCACAGCAUGUUUUUCCGACAGUUAACCAUUAAUCCUGAAGCCUCAUAAAAACAGCCAACAGGAUCAAGUCAAUUAGAAUAGUAGAGACAGCAUACAGAACCAGGAUGAUUUUCACAUUGUGCUUGUUAGUGUGCUUCUGUGGUUUAACUUUGGGCCAGGAAGAUUUACCUGAAACAGAAGUCACUUCUGAAACCGGGUCAUGCUUUCCUGAUAUGUGUAAGUUCCUCAAAGAGUUUGAAGCCAUGAAAGCUAAACUAGAAGCUGUGGAAACAAAUCUGAAAGAGACUGAGAGCCAGGUUCUGGUGCUUAAAUCGAAAGAAGCACUCAAGGUGGUUUUCAGUGCUGGAAUACUUGGGAAUUCAGCCAUUGGACCAUUCGACACACCCAAAACCUUAGUCUACACAAGAGUAAUAACAAAUUUGGGCAAUGCCUACAACCAGCACACAGGUAUCUUUGUUGCACCUGUUAGAGGCAUGUACUACUUCUCCUUCUUCUAUCAUGCUGGUGGAGAACAUGCAGCACAUCUGUUCCUCAUGAAGAACAAUGACCGUGUUCUGGAGAGCUAUGAUCAGAUGACACUGAAUGACGGGGCUGAUAAUGGAGGCAAUGCUGCCUUCAUGGAGCUGCAGCAGGGAGACCAGGUCUACAUCCAGCUGAUUGCAAACACACAUGUUUGGGGAAAUAGUUAUUCAACUAUUUUUAGUGGCUAUCUUCUGUACCAAAUCUGAAAAAAGAUCGAUGUGAUCAUUUGAAUGGCUUGAACCUACUGACCUACUGCGCCAAUGCCAGGGUUAGUGUUCUUCAAAUUAUAAUUAAAUUGAGUGAAAAUGAACCAUCCAACAGAAAUUGCUUUCACAUAUCAUGACUGUCACUCUGGAACAUCAGUGAAGGUCUUACUUUGAAGAAAAGAGCAUUGCUAACAAAAAAUAUCAGAGGUAUAAAUGGCAAAAAAUAUAUAUAGAUACAUGCAACAAGCCAUUCAGAAAAACAUAAAAAGGUUUGAAUUUAUGUAAUUCUCAAGAUUUUUUCAGAAUUUAUUUUUGAUUUUUAUAAAAUCUGAGGGGACAUUAUAGUGUUAUGGUUUUUUUGAUGUGUGUAUAAAUGGAUUUAAGUCUGUUGAUGAAGCUUGAAUUGAUGUGAACAGAUAUUACAGUCAGUCAAUAAAUAAAAAUACACAUUCCA
This is a messenger RNA of Gambusia affinis (western mosquitofish), 1193 nucleotides long. RefSeq names its product complement C1q-like protein 2. Bases 116 to 739 code for a protein of 207 amino acids. Gene Ontology annotation, molecular function: protein binding. The record is from RefSeq and is a predicted model, not a curated record. The transcript has 3 exons. NCBI's taxonomy places the organism in Eukaryota, Metazoa, Chordata, Actinopteri, Cyprinodontiformes, Poeciliidae.